AGGGGGAAGGCAGCGGGGCAGAGCGGCGGCGCUGCCCGGCCGAGCACCACCAUGCUGGAGUCCAUCCGUGUCACCGAAAAACUUCACUGGCGUAAAACAGAGCUUUCCAAGAAAUCCCUCCUGAGACCAGCAGAACAUAAAGUGAGCAUCAGUGACGAGAGCAGCCUCCAGCACCCGCCCUCAGGGGUCCUCAAGGACAUUUUCACCACAGGAACGAGUAGCUACAAUGUCCUUCUGCAGAGCAAGGAGGAGAAAAAGCACCACGCUCCGAAGCAGCCCUCUGCUCACAGGAAACACAGAAAGACCACCAAGUGUUCCACCGCCUCCCGAAGCAACGAGCACCCCAAAAUCAAGGCCCCGCUACCCUUGCUCAGCCCUGGCUGGUGCUGCACCAGCAGACAGGCCCCCCUCAUUGUCACCAGCCCGGUGUCUACCAGCAUGAAGUUCACCAGCAGCGUUUCGGUUGCAGGGAGCAGCAUAGGGCUGCCACCUCGACCCAAAAGUAGAACUAAGAGGCACUGGAGUCUAACAAAGCCAAAGCAGUCCCAGGCCUCCAAAAGCCAUGCUAAAGAAGGCGAUGCCUGUGGCCGAAAGCUCUGUUUACUGACUGCAAUCAAGCCUUCCAACGUGGAGAAAGAAAAGAUUCAAUUCUUCAACUCGGGUUUUACAUACAACCCUCAAUUUGAGUAUGAAAACCCUGCUCUGCCAAAUGUGCUAGCUAAGCACAGCCAUGCAUCCGACAGGUUCCUGAAGCAGUCCAUUAACAUCAUGGAGCGGACACUGCAGAAGUACGGCAGCUAUGAGAGGUUUGAGCAGGCCACCGGAGGCAGCUUGCUGACCAAGAGUCGCAUCUGGAACCACGUCAGGAAGUACAUGGUGAAAGAAGGCUGUCUUGGGGAGAUCGUGGUCCAUCUCACGGAGGACCUGCUGUCUCGAGCCUCAAUGACAGUGCUGAACGGCCGCCCCACUCUCACUAUCAACAUCUCCACUGCGCGAGAGCACUGGCUGGAAGGGAUGCUGAGGCAUGAAAUUGGAACUCAUUACUUUCGGGGUUUUAACAACAACAGCCAGCCUUGGUGCAACUGGAACGGACGCAGAAAACAUGGCCUGAAGCCAAUCAACCCCACAGAAGAGGGGCUGGCAAGCAUCCACAGCGUCCUGUUCCGCAAAGACCCCCUCCUCUGGAGAGCUGCCCUGCUCUACUACACCGUGUACCAGGCCAGCCACAUGUCCUUCAGCCAGCUCUUCCAGGACCUGGGGAAGUUCGUCAGGGACCCCAACACUAGGUGGGAUUACUGCGUACGAGCCAAGAGGGGGUGGACUGACACAUCACAGCCAGGCUGUUUCAAUAAGGAUCAGGUGUACUUGGAUGGCAUCCUCCGACUCCUGCGAUACAGGGACUCCAUUGAUUUCUACCUUCUGACAGCCCUCGGGAAGAUCUCCUAUGAAGAUGUGGACCGCCUGAAAGGAUUAGCUGUGAUUGAGAACAUGAGGGUACCACACUUCCUGCAGGACCAUGCCCGCUACAUGGAGCACCUGGAAAAGAUCAUGCAAGUCAAUGAGCUGACUGAUGAGGAGCUCCAGGGUCUCAUCGAUUAACAGCAUCAGCCCACCAUUCACGUACGCUGGGAGGAUGCAGAACUGCACUCCCAGGAGCUUGUGAAAGUGGAGUUAGGAGAGGCGGCAUGGGAAGGGAAGCCAGAAGGUGUGGAAGUGGGGAAAAGCCCCUUCGUGUUCCUCUUGCAUUGUGAUUGUAUCCUCAUCAUUCUUUAAGGGGUUUGGGCAUUGUUUU
Neopsephotus bourkii (Bourke's parrot) is the source of this 1792-nucleotide messenger RNA. RefSeq names its product microtubule associated tyrosine carboxypeptidase 2 (gene MATCAP2). The transcript is spliced from 7 exons. Lineage: Eukaryota; Metazoa; Chordata; Aves; Psittaciformes; Psittacidae. The record is from RefSeq and is a predicted model, not a curated record. Bases 52 to 1599 code for a protein of 515 amino acids.